AUGGCUACAAAUCAACGAACCAGCUUCGAAAGGUCUCUAGACCUCUUUCGGCGAGAGCUUUCUGAUGACCAGAUCAAGCAAAUCAACGGAGCCAAUCAGAAAAUUGUGACCGAUACUAUCCAAGAAAUUCAGGGCAGAUUAGGGCGCAGAAAUGACCUUUGCAAAUUGACCCGAAUCCAGAGAUUUCUCCACGCUAUGGAACACAUUGAGAAGCUUGUCACAAUAUUCCUUAACGCCAGUGACUUCGUGGCGUUCAUUUGGGGCCCGAUCAAGCUGGCGCUUAUGGUCGCCACCACUUGGACAGAUGCUAUUAGGCAGCUGAUCGAUGCUUACGAAGAAAUCGCAGAGGCGCUAGGUAAUCUUGCCUUCUUCCAAAACCUCAUUCAAAGCAGAGACGACUUGAGGUUAGUCUUGGCCGAUUAUUUCUCCGAUAUCCUUCAACUCCAUCACUGCGUUCUUGGUGUCUUUUCUCGUCCAGAAUGGAAAAGACUGUUCAAAUGGGCUUGGGGAAGUUUUCGGCGCGAAGUCAAGACAAUUCUCGAAAGUCUCAAACGCAAACAGGCUCUGUUGUCAGAUGACAAGCUGCAAUCUCACGCUAUUCUCAAGGAAGUCCAAGACUCUGGCCAGUACGCUAAGGACCAGUUUGGUAACCUUCAGACUAGUCUCGAAGAUAUAAGGUCUACUCUGGCUUCCGAGCAGUUGCAAAGCAAGGCAUUGCAAGCACAAGAAAUGAAGACCUAUUUAGAGAGUCGACUGAACGUUUCGAAAUCUCGAACCGAUCUUGACUUGGAAUCGCGGGAUCCUGUAUAUGAGAAUUCUGGUGUUUGGAUAUUUUCCAGCCCUACUUUCAAGCGCUGGGAAGAAGGGAAGUCUGCAGAGAACAGGGUCUUGUUUCUCAAUGGCUCCCCUGGUUCGGGCAAGUCCACUUUAGCAAAGACAAUAAUUCGUCAUCAAAGGCAGAAAGAAGUCUCUGAAGCUCCCGGGCGGUCUUUCCUAGCUUAUUUCUUCUUCAAGCACAAUGCAACGGAACGGAGAACGGCCCGGUCGAUGCUCCAACACGUCAUCAUGCAACUCGUCGACGCAGAUGAAACUAUAAUGAGGCUUGCACACGACACACUAUCCACCAAAGACGUUACCGAACUUGCUGACCUUAAGGAAUUGGCCACUGAUUGCUUUACAUCCCGGCCUAAUGCAACGCUCGUCCUUGACGGACUGGACGAGGCGAUGAGCAACGAGCAAGAAAUCUCUAUCAAGUGGUGUUUGGAUAGGCUGGUUCCAGCUGCAAGAACGAGUGGCUGCCACCUUAAAAUACUGAUUUGCGGACAGAGAGACGGAAAACUCGACUGUGUGCUAUCAUCUCAUCCUCAGAUCCGACUGGACCUAGUAGAUGCUCACCAAAGUGACAUUGAGCAGUUCACGAAAGAGCAAGCCGCGAAGAUACGAACUAGAUUUCGGUUAGCAGCGCAAGAAGAACAGACUCUGGUAUCCAAAAUAGCGGGCUCAUCUCGAGGGAUGUUUCUAUAUGCAAGAGUGGUGCUUGAUAACCUUGCAGCUAUGGACUCGAAGCGAGACUUUAAAGACGAACUGGAAAGCGAUGCGUUCCCGAAAGAUCUGAAUCAAGCUUACGACCGUAUCACUCAACGUGUUCUUCAAAACAAUCGGCCCUCACGUGACACGAGCGUGAAGAGGAUCCUGGGUUGGAUUAUUUGUGCCGCAAAGCCCCUUCGAUGGCGCGAAAUACAGUCCAGAUUCUGCAUCGAUGCAGAAAAGCAGAUUUGUGACCUUGAUAACAUGCGUCUCGACAGCUGCAAGCGAAUAUGCAGCUCCCUUGUUGACGUAACAAAUUGCGAUAUGUUUCCCAACAUAGAAUCCGAGCAGUUCAUCAGCAUAGUUCAUGAAACAGCAACCAGAUAUCUCAUUGACAACAGGACGGUCAAUCUGCUAGAGGAGCAUAUCGACAUGGCUCUUUUUUGUUGUCGGUAUUUAUCGUCUCGACCUUUUACUACAAGCAAGAGCCAAGACAUCACCGCCGAUAUUCAUUCGGGCUAUUUUGGGUUCUUGGACUACGCUGCGGCUCACUAUGACACCCACGUACAGGAGGUUGAGGCUCUAGAGGUUUUGACGAAUUCGGCCCCCAAACUGGAGGCUGUCAAAACAGCAGCAGUUGAUUUGGAAAAAGCACAUUGCAAAGAGUCCGCAGUCGAAGCAGAAGACAUUGAUAGGGCAGCUCAAGACUUGAUCCUGGCCAUUCAAGAUAGCGUGCUCGUCGUACGAACUCUGAUAGACCUUGAACGAGAGAAGCCAGGAACCGCUGCUUUCGACUUAACUGAGGGACCAAUGAGGCACAGGUGUCACAAGAUUCAAUGCUCCAAGUUUGCCACGGGACUUUCGGACAAAACUGCACUCGAGCAGCACCUCGCAGUGCAUGAUAGGCCGUUCAGAUGCCCUCAUGCUGAUUGCUUUGGGCAUAAAAUUGGGCAUGCUUCUCAAAAGCAGCUGGAAAGCCAUGAUAAGACCUUUCACCGCACUACAACUGGAGUCAACGCCACUUUUCCUAGUGUAUCUAGGAAUGACGCAUGGAACCCUUAUGAAGCUUGCAAAGCUGGUGAUCUUGAUGAAGUUAAGAGAUUUCACCGCGAGGGGGCUAAUCUCGAAGGCCGCAAAGCAAAUCCUGUCACGCCCCUGUGUGCAGCUGCUUCAGCUGGGCAUGGCCAUGUUUGCAAGUAUCUCGUCGAUAAUGGAAUUGACCCUUUUCAUUAUAAGAGGGAUGCCAGAUCCUUGCAGAAUCCAAUCACUCGUGUGAUCAACGGGCCGCAUCUGGACAUCCUGGAAUUUUUUCUGCACAACGGCAAUGGCCCAAACGAUUCCAACCUAGCAGAGAGUAUUGCUCGGGCAAUAUGCGCAGAUAACCCAGCCGCUUUGAGCAUGAUUCUGAAUAUAAGACAGCCGAUAUACCAUGCGGACGUGAUCAAGCUAGUCCCACAUAAGGUAUUAGCCCAAUACCCCUGGAACUGGAAAGGAGCCCGAAGAGCUACUCAUUCUGUCGACGCCACGCUGAUGCAUGCCUGGUUUCAAUAUGUCAGGCCAGAGUUCUACAAUGAAAAGGCGGUAUUCAUUGCACAGUCCGACUGUGCGGAGUACAAGAUCUGGGGGGACAUGUUUUUUCGACAACUCGGUUGCUUCCGCACGGCGUUAGGUAAGGGGUGCUACUCUCUCGCCAUAUUCCUAAUGGAUAUCGGGAAUGAUGAGUAUCUCCAGAUUGAAGACGAGAAUGGAGCUACACCAUUGCAUCUUUGCAUAAAAAGACUGUGUGUAGAGGACUGCAGUAGCUGUUUUUCUAUGGUUUGGCGCCUUCUUCGAUACGGCGGCGGUAAAUUUUCAAAUAUUACGGACAGUAAUGGCAAUAUACCAGCAAAUCUAGCAUUGAGUCGUGGUCUGCCGCAAGCUGUUCUCCGAGCUAUUCUUGACAAUACCGCAGACAUCAACUACAGGAACAACUCAGGGGGGAGUCUGUUGCAUGCAGCUAAGUCUGUUAACUCGAUUCGCGUGCUACUGGAGAACAAAUCUGUUGAUCUCUCCAGUCGGAACUACCAAGGACAGACAGCGUUUUCAUCUGCAAUCGGUCGAGGUCGCCAUGUUGAUGAAGACGUUCUCGGAUAUCUCUUCGAAGCAGACCCAAGCCUUGCAUGGACACCAGACAAAUCCGAGGGGGGACUCAUGCCACUCCAUCACGCAUUAAAACGUUUAGAUGAAUUUCACUCUUACCAGCGAGAAUGGGCAGCUUCGGUAGCCAGCUUUUUGCUUAAAUGUUCCGAAGCGAAACGAAUCUUGGUGGAAUAUCAAGCCAAGUCAACUGAUGCCGAUCGGAGAAAGGUGCGAGACUUUGCAGUGGAGCGAAAUUUGCAAAAGACACUAGAAAUAAUGGAUUCGAUUGGGUUCAACACUAUAUGA
This is a messenger RNA of Fusarium subglutinans, 3951 nucleotides long. Its product is annotated as heterokaryon incompatibility protein het-E-1. Bases 1 to 3951 code for a protein of 1316 amino acids. The record is from RefSeq and is a predicted model, not a curated record. The transcript is spliced from 7 exons. Lineage: Eukaryota; Fungi; Ascomycota; Sordariomycetes; Hypocreales; Nectriaceae. Gene Ontology annotation, molecular function: protein binding.